UUUUCAGUUUUACUACAAAAUCUUGAGUGCCAUUAUCAUUUAUCAGUGGCUCUCUUAAAGGAAUCCUCAGGAAAUAAUAAUAUUCCUCAAAUGCAUCCAAUAUUUCUAUUGAAGAAACAAAUUUCUCAUAAAAGCAAGGAGCUCCUGGGAGUGUCUUUACUGCAUUUAGAAGUCAAGAGAGAAGCAGUUGUUGAAAUGGGAAGAAAGAAUAUUGAAGUGAAAGCAAUACAAGCCUCUUGUUGAAAUACAUACAAGUGAUACAACACAAUAGUUGGAGGAGCAAGUUGUGUGGAAUCAUAUGGGCCUAGUUUGCAGCAACAGAGAGGAAAUGCAGAAAAUGAAGAACCUUGGAAGCAGUGGGAGGCUAUCAGCAGAAGAGUAUGAGGAUGAGGAGAUUUCAAAACUGACCAUCUCCACAUUUCAAUCUAAGGAAGAGGAGAUUGAGAGGAAAAAGAUGGAAGUGAGAGAGAAAGUUGAAUUUCAACUUGGUCGUGCUGAAGAAGAGACUAGGCGCUUGGCACACAUUUGGGAAGAGCUUGAAGUGCUGGAUGAUCCCAUGAGGAAGGAAGUUGCAAUGGUACGCAAGAAGAUUGACUUGGCUAACAAAGAUUUAAAGCCACUGGGACUCAACUUCCAGAAAAAGGAGAAAGAGUAUAAAGAAGCCCUGGAAGCUUUCAACGAAAAGAACAAAGAGAAGGCUCAUCUAGUAGCCACACUAGUUGAGAUGCUGACUGAGAGUGAAAGACUGAGGAUGAAGAAAUUGGAAGAGCUAUGCAAGACCAUAGAGUCUAUGUCACUGAAACAAUAAUUUCUGUGUGUGCGCUGAGUUUACUAGCUUGAUUUAUUCAAUUUUCAGUGGCUUGUGUUUAUAUACUUACAUUCUUAUUUUUCAAAAUGCCUUGUUGAUGGAAGCAUGUGCAUGUGAAUAAAAGAAGAAAAAAAAUGAAAACGAGUUUUCACAUUGGAUUAA
Molecule: messenger RNA, 970 nt
Organism: Glycine soja
Lineage: Eukaryota; Viridiplantae; Streptophyta; Magnoliopsida; Fabales; Fabaceae
Product: protein translocase subunit SecA-like
Exons: 4
Coding region: 299-808 (169 amino acids)
Source: RefSeq, a predicted model, not a curated record